Molecule: messenger RNA, 3908 nt
Organism: Neoarius graeffei (lesser salmon catfish)
Lineage: Eukaryota; Metazoa; Chordata; Actinopteri; Siluriformes; Ariidae
Product: zinc finger protein 239-like
Exons: 11
Coding region: 666-3074 (802 amino acids)
Biological process (GO): regulation of transcription by RNA polymerase II
Molecular function (GO): DNA-binding transcription factor activity, RNA polymerase II-specific; RNA polymerase II cis-regulatory region sequence-specific DNA binding
Source: RefSeq, a predicted model, not a curated record
AUUAUUAGUGUUUAUUAGCAGCUAAGGAUGAAGCCCAAGGCAGCUUUCUCCUGAUUCGCUCUUUUCACACUUCCGGGUUUGAGAAGGCGGAAACUCGUUGUUGUGUAAACUCACUUCCGGUUAAUGCAGCAAGAAAUAAUAAUAAUAAUAAUAAUAAUAACAGCAGAGGCGACAUCUCAGUGUCCCUGUUCUGUACCUGGCUGUCAAACAAACACACACAAGCAGCCGCAGCUGAGUUUUCAUGGCUUCCCGAACAGCGGUUCUGAACGGAGCGGAUGGGUUCGAGCGGUCCGCCGGGAUGAAGGUCCGGACUUCACGAUACUCCGAGGGAGUCGGUUUGUUUGUCGCCGGCGCUUUCAUGAAGCUGACUCCACUCCAGCCAUCGGCCGGAAGCGGUUAAAGCUCGGUUCAGUGCCGGCCCGGUUCUGGUGGAAUAGCUGGGAUGGGUCAUUCUCAGAAAAUAUUUUGGUGUACAGACUGAAAUACACGUGCAGGAAUGGGCACUCUCCUGAUCCCCAACUGGUAAAAUCAUGCUGUAAUUCAGGGCUUUGAUGAUAGAGGGCAGUGCAACUCCAUGAAGAAGGACCAGGAUGUUGAGCAGCCAUUUUGAAAAAAAUCACUGGUGCAUGAGUGUUGGAAUCCAGGAUAGUGAUCAGGCCUAAACAAUGGCUGGUGGUAAAGGCAAAGAGAACUGGAUUCCAAAAAAGAUCCUUAUGGCUAAACGCAGAGCAAGGCUAUACCGAGAUCCUGAAGCUCAUGAGCUAUACAAAGAAAGAGAAAGGCAAAGGUAUCGGCAAAGAAAAGCAGCUGGUAAGAUCAAAACUGUCCAUGACUUAUCUGACUGCUCGUACAGAGAACAGCUUCAAAAGUGGCGCGAGUCAAAACGUAAAGAACGCAUGGCCAAGAAAGAAGCAGAGAGGCAUGCAAAUAAUGCUGAACCAGCUUUGCUUAUAACACCAGUGAGAAAUGCCCAUCAAAACAUUGGUUCCCCAGCCCCAUCCCAUCAAAGAAGGGCAGGGAGAAAGAUGUAUCGUGAAGACGGAAAGGCCUAUCGAAUGAUUGAAAAAUGGCAGCAACAAGUUCAAAACCUCAAAAAUGAAUUUGCUAGAUACAAACGACGCCAUAAAAAGAUAAUCCAAGAGUCUAACCUUCGUGCUACCAGUAAUGCAUGUACCAAACUAUGGGUUAGUGAUUCCCCAGCUACAAAAGCCAAGAAACUUACUGAGUCAGCCAGCAGAACUGAAGUCCGAAGACGGUUGACUUUAGGUUUCUGUCUUGCUCAUUCUAUCCAAAAGAAAAUGUCUGAGACUAAUUCAAAGAAAAGAAAAAAGCUUGUACAAGUCUUGAUGGCUAACAAUCUCCUUAAGAAGUAUUGUUUCAUGAGGAAGGCUGCCAUUGAGCUGAAAUUAUCAAGGAUGAAAUUGCAACAAAAAAGAGACGCUGUCCUGAAUGAAAUGGCCAUAACAAAACGAGCAACAUCUACUGUCACAAAAUUAGCCCACAUGUCACAAAGGGAUCGAGCAACAGAACACCUCGGUCAUGAGGCUCACCCCGACCUCUCUGUGGAAGGAUGUUGGCCAGAAGGCAUCUCGUCUGAGCGAACCUGGCUUGAUCAUGGCUACAUCAUUGCUCCUGUUUCAGGUGGUGAGACAUCAAGCGCUGUGGGAGCCAUCACACCUGUGGAUGAACAGAAACCUGUAGUAAAGGAAGAACCUGAAGAUGAAGACUACCACUGUGAAGAAACAUCCAUCCCUGUGGUACACCGCAGCCCUGUGGAUGAACAGAAUGAAGAAUUUCAAAUCAUGCUUGUGAAAGAGGAAGAGUCUGAUGAUGAAGGCAGCAUCUGUACAGCGACAGUUUGUGAUUCGGGACCUUUUAGACUUUUUGUAAUGGAGUCGGAAGAGUUGCAACCGAGCCCUUUGAGAAAAUCGCGACAGCUUCACACUCCUGCUCGCUCACAGCUUUGUGAGGAUGUGAGGACAGAAACCCGUACGGAUUCAGGUGGAGGAACAUCAGGCUCUGUGGGACACAUCAACACUGUGAACCAUCAGAAACGCAUCAAAAAAGAAGAAACUGAAGAUGAAGACUACCUCUGUGGCGAGACAUCAAGCGCUGUGGGAGCCAUCACACCUGUGGAUGAACAGAAACCUGUAAUAAAGGAAGAACCUGAAGAUGAAGACUACCACUGUGAAGAAACAUCCAUCCCUGUGGUACACCGCAGCCCUGUGGAUGAACAGAAUGAAGAAUUUCAAAUCAUGCUUGUGAAAGAGGAAGAGUCUGAUGAUGAAGGCAGCAUCUGUACGGCGACAGUUUGUGAAACGGACGAUGAUCAGCUGCAAGUCUUCUCCUGCUCCUGGUGUUCACUUUCCUAUCCAUCUCAAAUUGACCUCGAAAAGCACAUCAGGAGAAACCAUAAUGAUGAAUAUGAGAAAGUGGUGAUAUCAGGAGAGAUCCAGUAUGAGAAUCUGAUCUUGACAAGAAGCUCGAAUCUUCAGCAAAUAUCUUCUGAUGCUGUGACCAGGACCAGCUCUCACGGACAAGUGCAGAAAGUAUAUCACUGUUUGCAGUGUGGGAACGGAUUUACAAACAAGAGCAACCUCAAAGCACACCAACGCAUUCACACAGGAGAGAAGCCGUAUCAGUGCUCGCAGUGCGGGAAGAGUUUUACCCGACAGAGUUCUCUCCAGCAGCACCAGGUCGUUCACACGGGAGAGAAGCCACAUCUCUGCAUCGAGUGUGGAAAGACUUUUACCCGACAGAGUUCUCUCCAGCAGCACUGGCGCAUUCACACCGGAGAGAAGCCGCAUCACUGCUCGGAGUGUGGGAAACGGUUUCCUCGACAGAGCGACCUUCAAAAACAUCAGCGGAUUCACACGGGAGAGAAACCGUAUCAGUGCUCGCAGUGUGGGAAGAGUUUCAGCCAAAAAGGCAAUCUUCAAACACACCAGCAAAUUCAUACAGAAGAGAAACCGUAUCACUGCUUACAGUGUGGGAAGAGUUUUACCUGGCAGAGUACUUUUCAAACACACCAGCGCAUUCAUCUCAGAAAAGCCAUAUCAUUAGUCACAGCGUAAGAACCGUCUGAUACCCCUUUUCCACCAAAUCAGUUCCAGGGCUGGUUCACAACUCGUUCAACUUGCGAGCCAGCUGAGAACCAGUUUGCUUUUCCAUAGCUCGCGAUGCUAAGGGGAGCCACGUCAUUACGUCGCUGUAUACGUCAGUUACGUUUGCAUAAACCUUGGUGCGAAUAUCGAAGCAAAAACAACACGGAAGAAGCAGCAGCAGCAACAACAAUAAUAAUAAUAAUAAUGGCUGACUUUGCGUUUGUACAGCUGCUGCUUCUCGUUGCUUAAAAAUGGCGAUCUUUCGCGGUCUUGUUAUUGUUGUUGGUCUUAACAACUCCGCCUCCCCGCUGACGUAAGCGGUUCUUUCCUCUGGCCCAGCAGAGAGUUGGUGCUAGCCUGGAACCGGUUUUUCUGGCCCCAGAGCCAGUUCUUUGUCAGUGGAAACAGAAAACCUGGUUCCAAACUAAGCCCCGAACCAGCCCUGGAACUGCUUUGGUGGAAAAGGGGCCUGAGUGAACUCCAGUGACAGCAGCGUGUUCAAAUAAUCGAAGCUGCAAGAGAUUCACAUGUUCUGGUGUAUUUAAUGCAUAACAUUAGAGCUAUCGGAUUUCCAGCUGUUGAGGAAACAAUGUUGUGGUACAUUUUGUAAACAUUUAAUUUGUCUCUUUAGCCGUAAGAUUGAAGUGGACUGGUAAAGUGAUAAACACAAAACUCAAUUCAAUACAAUUCAGUUUUUACUUGCAUAGCAGUUUUUUAACAUUAGACAUCGUUAUGAAGCUGCUUCACACAAAACCUUCACUAGUAAUUUAUGUUCUUUGAAUAAACUGGGUGGCUAACUGUGAA